GGAAUGAUAAGUGUUCGAAAAUUGUAUAGAGUUACUUUUUGGCAUUCACAAUGAUGUUAUAGGUGGACAGAUAUGGUUAAAAACGACAACUGUAGGACGGUUUUGCGAACUAGCAGUUUCUCAUACUAGCUUAAACGGACUCCGUGUGAAAAACAACAAAAUAAUUUUUCCGUCAUGUUAUGAGUAAUCUUGGUUGUGCUCGUUGUGCUUGUUUGUUCCUUUGGCCACCUUAGCUGGAAAUGUAGAUUCAUUAAAGCUAACUUCUAAGAACCUGUCUGUGGCUUUAAGUGUGUGCACCACUUGGUCGGCAAUACUGCGGCUCGUCGAAUACCAAACUUUGUUUCGGCUCAUGAAUACAUGGGUUAUGAUACUGUACUCUAGUUUACCCCUCUUCGCACGGUUGUAGUUUUUUUAUUUCCAGUUGAAUAUUCCAUCAAGAAUGGUCAGCUUGACACGGAGGGUCAACACCUCUGCUGGGGGUGGAGUGUUCUUCAAUGAUGGUUUAAUCAAUGGGGAUGAUGAGGAUGUUCAAGGCCUUCAACCGCUCCAUGGGUCCGAUGAAAUUGGGGGUUUUCGAAAGUUGCACACUUUUGUUCCAGUCAUGUUGAAGCUAUGUCUCAUUGUACUUACCCAGGUGACAAUAAUAGUCCUUCUCUGUCUGUGGCCAGAAUUCAGAUACAAAUGUGAACCAUUCUUUUUACUUGUGUACAUUCAUGCUGCCUACUGGUGUAUCAGCUGGAUCUUGCAUCAGCAUUUAAAAUUGAAACAUCGCAUGUUACGAGUCAAUGGUUAUCUGGACUUUUACAAACAGACUGAGGCCCACAUUAGAAUACCAUUUUACAUAAUUUCUCUAUGGAAUGCUGUUUUACUGGUAAUAACAUCUAUUUAUCACAAUGUCUAUGGCGAUCUGGAACAGCGAUGUAUGUCUCAAACAUCAUCCCUUUCUCCCAACAAUGUGAUCGGGGCUAUUAUGACUUUAGAAACUGGUAUACUGAUUCCAGUUCUAAUGACAUACUUAGUGAAAGUACGCAGGUUCAAUGAGACAAGACCACCUCCUGACGUCCAAAGGGAAGAUUGGAUGAUGAGUUUUGUGCGUGACAGCUUUCCUGGUGGGGAAGUUGGCUACAGAGAACCAAAUGAACAGAUUCAUGAUCUCCUGGCAAAACAAGCGGAUUUGAUUAGAUAUUUGAAAGAACACAAUGCUAUGCUUAACCACAAGAUAAUGCAGCUUUCAUCAAGGUCCCAUGUGGAACCUGAAUGCACAUGAGCUUUUUACCUCACUUUGCUUCUCAAGAAUCAAGAAUGGAGCAGUGUGAGGUCUAUUUCAUGUAUCCUAUUUUACUGUGUUGUUAAUUACCUAAGUUGUGACUAGAAAUAGUGCCAUUGUUAACAGAAAAAGUGUAUUUUGUUUUUCCAAAAAAUUGGUGGCUGUGUUGAUUAUCUUAUGUGACGGAAAUGUGUUUGCAAUAGUCAGACUAUCAAAUAUCAAUUAAGUGAAGUUAUAUGUAUCUCUGCUCUUACAAAUACUGUUUUUAUCAUUGGCAUAUAAGACGGCAAGGCAUUAUCAGAGUAGUGUGGUAUUGAAGAUGGACUGAAAUGGGCAAAACACAAAAGCCCUUCAACUCUGUUUAAAACUGCCACGGGGUAUCAGACCAACGCAGUUGCCAAUAUGAGCUGCCAAUCAUGGUACUUCUGGUCUUUUGCACUCUUUCAUAAAGCAUCGAUUCGAAAAUAAAUGUAUGCAGUUUUGUCCUUUGUGACUUGCUAUGAUACAUACAUAUUCCCUCAAAAUGCCUCAUAAGUGUCAAUAGCGUUUGUUGUUAUAAAUGUUAACUUUUUAUUUGGUCAUGUUUAGUUGCUGUUGCAUGAAAUUGGGAUCAUGAAUACAGAAUGUAAGAUACUGUUCUUACUUAUGAGACUGAUAAAAAGUAAGGUUUGUUGUAUUACUAAAUUUGUGAUUUUGCAAACUGUUAAUUAACCAUUACUAUUAUUUAGUAUGUGGUAUAAGCUAUUUUAUUGCUGUUUAUGACUAACAUGCCUCUAGAAAAUGUGUUUGACAAUGUCAUCUUUAUAAAUUAUUACUACUAAAGUAGAAGAGAUGUCAAAAUAGAAAUGGGAACCCCUAUAGUACUGAGUUAAUUGAUAAGACAAAUCAGAGUCCCUUUUGUUUAUAAGAAUGAAACUUUGGUUUGUUACAAGUGUUAGACAUUUUCAUCAAGAAAUUUUAGAUCUGUGGUUAUGUUAAUGAAAUUAUGCAGGAGCUAUUUGCCUGCUAUGAACUUUUUACUUCAGUCUUUCAAAGAGCAAUAGACAUCUUGUCUUAACUGCUUUCUUCCUUAUUUUCCUCUUAGUAACUGCAAGUUUGUCUUCCCUUUUACAAAUGUUUAGGCUUUCUCAACCAGUUCAGUAUUACAUAUAGCUGGAAUCUGAUUCUGUUGUUCAAGAGUUACUUUGAUCUGUCAAGUUUCGUAGGCACCAAACCACAUUUGUGUCUGCUUAGUUUGGAAAGGGUCAAAUGAAAGAAUAUCUUUUAUUUCAAAUCUUUCAUUAUUAUGUAUGUGUUGGGAAAGGGCUUCUGCUGCAAAUGAAAUAAUUCUUUUAUUUUCCUAUCGAUACAUUAAUAAAUAAAUAAUUGAAAA
Molecule: messenger RNA, 2639 nt
Organism: Thrips palmi
Lineage: Eukaryota; Metazoa; Arthropoda; Insecta; Thysanoptera; Thripidae
Product: transmembrane protein 192
Exons: 7
Coding region: 440-1267 (275 amino acids)
Cellular component (GO): lysosomal membrane; late endosome
Source: RefSeq, a predicted model, not a curated record